ACAACAGCAGCAUUCAUACACUAGCUCUAUCUCACAGAUACAUUAAAGUCCACCCUGUUUACCCGACCCCCAGAGACAGGCGGAAUGACACGAAGCGUCAGGCUGCUCUCCGCGGAGUGACACGGACAGUGACAGUGUGGACAGUUAGGCCUAAUCUGCAUUAAACACUGUUCACAACAAACACAGCUACAUCUGCGAGCAACGCACUUUUCGGCGACAGUAUUUCCGGUUUGCUAAGCGAUUCAUGGUCGCAAAUGCGAGACAAGAGCGAUAAUAGAGCAAUGUGGCGGAGGGAUUUGUGAAGAUUACAGUCAAUACAGUGCUGCUUCUAAUCCCUGUGUGAAAGGGAUGGGCAGUGCACCGGCUGGAUCUGACUUUCUGCAAAAAGCUGGGAUGGCAGAACCACCCAGGUCAUGUGAUUGUUUUGUCUCCUUGCCUCCUGGCUCUCGCGAUGACCAUGUUAUUUUUGGGAAGAACUCAGACCGUCCCCGGGAUGAGGUGCAGGAGGUGGGCUACCACCCUGCAGCCCCCCACCCUCCAGGCUCCAUGCUGGAGUGCACAUACAUCCAGAUCCCUCAGGUGGAGCAGACCCACGCUGUCGUCCUCAGUAAACCUGCCUGGAUGUGGGGUGCAGAGAUGGGAGCCAAUGACCAGGGAGUGUGCAUCGGGAACGAGGCUGUCUGGACCCGAGAGGCCGUCAGCCCCGGAGAGGCUCUACUGGGCAUGGACCUCGUCAGACUGGGCUUGGAGCGAGGGGACAGUGCCUGGGGGGCGCUGACGGUCAUCACCAGCCUCCUGGAGCAGCAUGGCCAGGGGGGGCCGUGCAGGGAGGACCCUGAGCCGUUCAGCUACCACAACACCUUCCUGCUGGUGGACCGCAACGAGGCCUGGGUCCUGGAAACAGCAGGCAGGCUUUGGGUGGCGCAGAAGGUUACAGAGGGUGUAAAGAACAUCUCCAACCAGCUGACCAUCGGUGCUGAGGUGUCCGCAGAGCACCCAGAGCUGCGCAGCGUGGCCCAGGCCCAGGGCUGGUGGGACGGAGAGGGAGAGUUCAAUUUCUCUCAGGUGUUUAGUCCCGAGAACCCACCUGCCAGGAUGGAGCUGGCCAAACAGCGCUACAGGGGCGGAACAGAGCUACUCCAGCAACAUGACGGCUCAGUGACGGCUGAGGUGAUGAUGUCCAUUCUGAGGGACAAGCCCAGUGGGAUCUGCAUGGACUCUGGAGGUUUCUGCACCACAGGCAGCAUGGUGUCUGUCCUGCCCAGAGACAGCAGCCUGCCCUGCAUCCACUUCUUCACUGCCACCCCAGACCCCUCAAGGUCCAUAUUCAAGCCUUUUGUCUUCUCGGACUGUUCCACCUCAGUGCUGGGGGUGGUCUCCCCGCAGUUUGGCCCAGACGACCCUGUCAGGAAGCAGCCCCGCUUUCAGAGCCAGGUGGACCGCAGACACGAGCUGUACAAGGCCCACCAGGUGGCGCUCGGCACCAUGGAGACCAACCCGGACGAGGGUUUAGCUGUCUAUGAGAUUCUAAGGGACCUGGAGUCGCAGUGUCUGACCGAUAUCUCCGCCAUGCUGAACGGAGAGAUCCCAGGAGAAGAACUGGGGGACUUGUUUUUCGACUCUGUGGACACAGAGAUCAAGUUCUACCAGUGAGGAGCACCCUCAGGUGGACGUCCCUAACACAGAGUUGUGGGAAAAGGCCUGGGACUGAUAACAACUCUGUGUUCCUCGACUGAUCGGCCUCUGCCUCACUCACACAGCACAUGUCCCUGACACCAUUCCAUCAUUAACAUGGUUUGAAUGUCUAAACUGCACUGAUGAAGUGAAUGUAUCAUCUGUAUCACCCAGGGAGCAGUGAGUUCACCCCAUUAGUGAGUUAAAUGAUGUAGACUGCACAAGCGCCUAUGUAGAGCUGUGUGAAGGAAUGUGGCAUUUGUUUAACAUUUUGUUUUGGUUGCAAAUGAAUGGAUUGUCAUGUGAUGGCUUCCUGAAUAGAAAUAUUAAAUAAAUAAUGUGUCUGUCCUGUG
Gymnodraco acuticeps is the source of this 2027-nucleotide messenger RNA. RefSeq names its product secernin 2 (gene scrn2). The record is from RefSeq and is a predicted model, not a curated record. Lineage: Eukaryota; Metazoa; Chordata; Actinopteri; Perciformes; Bathydraconidae. Gene Ontology annotation, biological process: proteolysis. Gene Ontology annotation, molecular function: dipeptidase activity; cysteine-type exopeptidase activity. The transcript is spliced from 9 exons. Bases 349 to 1653 code for a protein of 434 amino acids.